AUCCUGGUUGGGGCAAGGCUUACACUAAGGGCUUUUAGGCAAGACAAGUUUUACUCAGAGGAGCAAGAACACCGCUGAGGGAGAGGAAUGGAGCGCCUGGCCUCCUUCAGUAAUGACCCUUUUGAUAAGCCUCCAUGCCGCGGUUGCUCUUCGUACCUCACGGAGCCCUACGUUAAGUGUGCUGAGUGUGGGCCUCCUCCCUUCCUCCUGUGUUUGCAGUGUUUCACACGAGGAUUUGAAUACAAGAAACAUCAAAGUGAUCACACUUAUGAGAUAAUGACUUCCGAUUUCCCUGUCUUGGAUCCUAACUGGACAGCUCAAGAGGAAAUGGCACUCCUAGAAGCAGUGAUGGACUGUGGAUUUGGAAACUGGCAGGACGUAGCCAACCAGAUGUGUACAAAAUCCAAGGAGGAGUGUGAGAAACAUUAUAUGAAACACUUUAUCAACAACCCCUUGUUUGCAUCUACAUUACUGAACCUGAAGCAGGCAGAGGAGGCACAGCACAACAAAACAGCCAUUCCUUUCCACCCUGCUGAUGAUCCCCCACGGCCUACUUUUGAUUCCUUGCUCUCCAGGGACAUGGCUGGGUAUAUGCCAGCCAGAGCUGACUUUGUUGAGGAGUUUGACAACUAUGCUGAAUGGGAUUUGAGAGAUAUUGAUUUUGUAGAAGAUGAUUCAGACAUUUUGCAUGCUCUGAAGAUUGCAGUUGUAGAUAUCUAUCACUCCAGGUUAAAGGAAAGACAAAGACGAAAAAAAAUUAUAAGAGAUCAUGGCCUUAUCAACCUCAGAAAAUUUCAAAUUUUGGAAAGGCGAUAUCCAAAGGAGGUUCAAGACCUUUAUGAAACAAUGCGACGAUUUGCACGAAUUCUUGGACCAGUAGAGCAUGAUAAGUUCAUUGAAAGCCAUGCGCUGGAGUUUGAGCUGCGAAGGGAAAUAAAGCGACUAGGAAUCACCAAUUUCUGUAGUGCCAGGACAUACGAUCACCUUAAGAAGACAAGAGAUGAGGAACGCCUAAAGCGCACUAUGCUCUCCGAAGUCCUGCAGUACAUCCAGGACAGCAGUGCCUGCCAGCAGUGGCUCAGCCGACAAGCUGAUAUUGAUUCCGGCCUGAGUCCCACGGUACCAGUCCCUUCAAAUUCAGGUAGACGGAGCGCCCCACCACUGAACCUGACGGGUCUCCCAGGGACAGAGAAACUUAAUGAGAAGGAGAAGGAGCUCUGUCAGAUGGUGAGGUUGGUCCCUGGAGCCUAUUUAGAAUAUAAAGCUGCUUUAGUGAACGAGUGUAACAAACAAGGAGGCCUGAGACUAGCGCAGGCUAGAGCACUCAUCAAGAUCGAUGUGAACAAAACCAGGAAAAUCUAUGACUUCCUUAUCAGAGAAGGGUACAUCACGAAAGCCUGAGGACAGACAUCAGCGCUCUGGCUAGAGCAGACGUGGAGAAGCUUUGAAGCCGCUUUGACAGCACUGAAAGAUUUUAAGUGUUGAAUGAAGGACAUUUCCUUUUGUUUAAAAUCUUUUAGGGCUUUUUUUUUUUUUUGUAAAAACAAGUAGGGAGCUUUGUUAAAUUGUAUGAAUACUGACAUUUCUUUGUCUGGUUUCCUUUUGACUCUGCUGUUCAACACUGCUGUUGUCAGAAUUACGCUGCCACGUAGCACUGGAAAGAAUCAUAUGUCAUAUAAGCUAAUCUUAAAUGUGAAUGGGCAUUC
Molecule: messenger RNA, 1706 nt
Organism: Balearica regulorum gibbericeps (East African grey crowned-crane)
Lineage: Eukaryota; Metazoa; Chordata; Aves; Gruiformes; Gruidae
Source: RefSeq, a predicted model, not a curated record